AUGAAUAUGAAUCUAGCUAGUAAAUAUCAAGUGCAAGGACAAGGUCAACCACAAUCAAAUCUUCAAGCUCAGCAAAUAUUGUUACAACAACUUCAUCAGGGCCAAUCACUUUCCCAACAAAAUCAACAACAAAAUACAACUUCCAAUAGUCUAGGUGCUGGAUUUCAACCAAAUGAAAGUUAUAAUAAUGAUAAUCAAAAUCUUUAUCAAAAUUAUCAAAGAAACCAAUUACAACAACAGCAGCAGCAACAGCAGCAACAACAGUAUUUCCCCCAAUUUCAACCACAGAAUCAAUCCGCUAACAAUCAUAUAAACUCUCUGUUACAACAACAACCUCAACCACAACAAUUAUCAAGACAACUUCCUCAUAUCCAGCAACAACAAUUUUAUAAUCAACAAGCUCUUAAAUCACAACAAGUUCAACAACAAAUUCAAUUACAAAGUGCUCAAAUUCCAACUCCUAUGCAAAAAAGUACUACAUCUGUGGAGCAACCAAAUUCAAUUCAUUGGCAACAUCAACAACAAUUAUGUCAAGUUUCAAGAUCAUCAAGUGUACCUCAUUAUUAUGCCAGACAAUUUGCUUCUAAUUCAAGAAAAAAUCCAUACGAUUCCAAAUCAGUUGGAUUAAUAGAGGCAACAAAAGUGAUACUUAGCAAAAUUGAAGAACAAAAAAUAAAUGAUUCAACAACAACUAACUCAGCAUUGUUACAUAAUAAAAAAACAACACAAGAUGAUGAGUUAAUGGAGGAACAACGUAUGAGAUUAAAAACCCAAGGUCGUCAAUUAUGGUGUCAAUUGGAUUUAAGUGGACAAGGAUUAGUUAGUAUAUCACCAAAAUUAUUUCAUUAUGAUUUUUUAGAAUCAUUAUAUUUAAAUAAUAAUAAAAUAACUCAAAUUCCAUCAGAAAUAAGUAAAUUAAGAAGUUUAAGGACGUUAGAUUUAUCACAUAAUAGAAUUAGUGAAUUACCUUAUGAAUUGGGAUUAUGUUUUAAUUUAAGAUAUCUUUAUUUGUUUGAUAAUAAUAUUAAAAAUUUCCCAACUUCAUUUGGUAAUUUAAUUGAACUUUUAUUUUUAGGAGUUGAAGGUAAUCCAUUAGAUGGAAAUGUUGCAAAUAUAAUCGCUGAAAAGGGAACUAAAGAAUUAAUUGCUGCUAUCAGAGAUCAAAAAACAACAAGAACACCAGAACCAAGAGAAUGGCUUACAAUUGAAGACGGAGAAGUUGUUGAAUCAAAUGUAUAUAAAGCUGAGAAAAGUCCGAGUGAUUCGUUUACUGUAUUAUCUUAUAACACAUUAUGUCAACAUUAUGCAACUCCAAGAAUGUACAAAUAUACUCCUUCUUGGGCAUUACAAUGGGAUUAUAGAAGAGCUGCUUUAGAGAAGGAGAUUUUAAACUAUAGUACUGAUGUAAUUUGUAUGCAAGAAGUUGAAACUAAAACAUAUCAAGAUUUUUGGGCACCACUUUUAGCCCAAAGAGGUUAUAAAGGAUUAUUUUAUAAUAAAACUAGAUCAAAAACAAUGAGUGAGAAUGACGCAAAGAAAGUUGAUGGAUGUGCAUUUUUCUAUAAGAUUGAUAAAUUUACUUUAGUACAUAAACAAAAUUUUGAAUAUAAUAGUGUUUGUAUGGGAUCAGAUAAAUAUAAAAAGACUAAAGAUUUAUUUAAUAGAUUUAUGAAUAAAGAUAAUAUAGCUUUAAUUUUAUAUCUUCAACAUAAAGAAACUGAUGAAAAAAUAUGUUUUGUUAAUACUCAUUUACAUUGGGAUCCAGCUUUUAAUGAUGUUAAAGCAUUACAAAUUGGUAUACUUUUAGAAGAAUUACAGGGUUUAAUUAAAAAAUAUCAACAUGCAAGUUCAAUAGAAGAAGUUAAAAAUGCUUCAAUUAUUGUAUGUGGUGAUUUUAAUUCAGUUAAAAAAUCUGCAGUUUAUCAAAUGUUUUCAACUGGAUCUUCAAAAAAUCAUGAUGAUUUAUCAGGUAGAGAUUAUGGAAAAUUUACAGAAUCUGGUUUUCAUCAUCCUUUUAAAUUAAAAUCAGCUUAUGAAUCAUUAGGUGAAUUACCAUUCACUAAUUUAACUCCAGCUUUUACGGACAAUAUUGAUUAUAUAUGGUAUUCAACUUCAAACUUACAAAUUAAAGGUCUUUUAGGAAAAGUAGAUGAAAAUUAUGCUUCUAAUUCAAUUGGUUUUCCUGAUGCUAAUUUUCCAUCUGAUCAUGUACCAAUUUUAGCAAAAUUUCAAAUUAAAAAAACAAAUAAAACUUGA
Messenger RNA from Lodderomyces pseudojiufengensis, 2256 nucleotides. It is a transcript of the gene CCR4, whose product is annotated as CCR4-NOT core exoribonuclease subunit. Gene Ontology annotation, biological process: nuclear-transcribed mRNA poly(A) tail shortening. Bases 1 to 2256 code for a protein of 751 amino acids. The record is from RefSeq and is a predicted model, not a curated record. Gene Ontology annotation, molecular function: protein binding; poly(A)-specific ribonuclease activity. The transcript has a single exon. Lineage: Eukaryota; Fungi; Ascomycota; Pichiomycetes; Serinales; Debaryomycetaceae. Gene Ontology annotation, cellular component: CCR4-NOT complex; cytoplasm; nucleus.